GGGCGCCGGGACGCGGCUGCGCUCAGUUCUCUCCUCUCGGAAGCUGCAGCCAUGAUGGAAGUUUGAGAGUUGAGCCGCUGUGAGGCGAGGCCGGGCUCAGGCGAAGGAGAUGAGAGACGGCGGCGGCCGCGGCCCAGAGCCCCUCUCAGCGCCUGUGAGCAGCCGCGGGGGCAGCGCCCUCGGGGAGCCGGCCGGCCGGCGGAGGCGGCAGCGGCGGCGUUUCUCGCCUCCUCUUCGUCUUCUUUUCUAACCGUGCAGCCUCUUCCUCGGCUUCUCCUGAAAGGGAAGGUGGAAGCUGUGGACUCGGGCGGGAGCCGGCUGAGGCGCGGCGGCUGCACCUCCCGCUCCUGGAGCGGGGGGGAGAAGCGGCGGCGGCGGCGGCGGCUGCAGCUCCGGGGAGGGUGUCGGAGUCGCCUGUCACCAUUUCCAGGGCUGGGAACGCCGGAGAGUUGGUCUCUCCCCUUCUACUGCCUCCAACACGGCGGCGGCGGCGGCGGCACAUCCAGGGACCCGGGCCGGUUUUAAACCUCCCCUCCGCCGCCGCCGCACCCCUCCUGGCCCGGGCUCCGGAGGCCGCCGGAGGAGGCAGCCUUUCCGAGGAUUAUUCUUCUCCCCAUUCCGCUGCCGCCGCUGCCAGACCUCUGUCUGCUGAGGAGAAGCAGGCCCAGUCGUUGCAACCAUCCAGCAGCCGCCGCAGCAGCCAUUACCCGGCUGCUGUCCAGAACCAAGCGGCAGCAGAGCGAGGGGCAUCAGCCACCGCCAAGUCCAGAGCCAUUUCCAUCCUGCAGAAGAAGCCCCGCCACCAGCAGCUUCUGCCAUCUCUCUCCUCCUUUUUCUUCAGCCACAGGCUCCCAGACAUGACAGCCAUCAUCAAAGAGAUCGUUAGCAGAAACAAAAGGAGAUAUCAAGAGGAUGGAUUCGACUUAGACUUGACCUAUAUUUAUCCAAACAUUAUUGCUAUGGGGUUUCCUGCAGAAAGACUUGAAGGCGUAUACAGGAACAAUAUUGAUGAUGUAGUAAGGUUUUUGGAUUCAAAGCAUAAAAACCAUUACAAGAUAUACAAUCUAUGUGCUGAAAGACAUUAUGAUACCGCCAAAUUUAACUGCAGAGUUGCACAGUAUCCUUUCGAAGACCAUAAUCCACCACAGCUAGAACUUAUCAAACCCUUUUGUGAAGAUCUUGACCAAUGGCUAAGUGAAGAUGACAAUCAUGUAGCAGCAAUUCACUGUAAAGCUGGAAAGGGACGAACUGGUGUAAUGAUUUGCGCAUAUUUGUUACAUCGGGGCAAAUUUUUAAAGGCACAAGAGGCCCUAGAUUUCUAUGGGGAAGUAAGGACCAGAGACAAAAAGGGAGUAACUAUUCCCAGUCAGAGGCGCUAUGUAUAUUAUUAUAGCUACCUGUUAAAGAAUCAUCUGGAUUAUAGACCAGUGGCAUUGUUGUUUCACAAGAUGAUGUUUGAAACUAUUCCAAUGUUCAGUGGCGGAACUUGCAAUCCUCAAUUUGUGGUCUGCCAGCUAAAGGUGAAGAUAUAUUCCUCCAAUUCAGGACCCACACGACGGGAAGACAAGUUCAUGUACUUUGAGUUCCCUCAGCCAUUGCCUGUGUGUGGUGACAUCAAAGUAGAGUUCUUCCAUAAACAGAACAAGAUGCUAAAAAAGGACAAAAUGUUUCACUUUUGGGUAAAUACAUUCUUCAUACCAGGACCAGAGGAAACCUCAGAAAAAGUAGAAAAUGGAAGUCUAUGUGAUCAAGAAAUUGAUAGUAUUUGCAGUAUAGAGCGUGCAGAUAAUGACAAGGAAUAUCUAGUACUCACUUUAACAAAAAAUGAUCUUGACAAAGCAAAUAAAGACAAGGCCAACCGAUACUUUUCUCCAAAUUUUAAGGUGAAGCUGUACUUCACAAAAACAGUAGAGGAGCCAUCAAAUCCAGAGGCUAGCAGUUCAACUUCUGUAACACCAGAUGUUAGUGACAAUGAACCUGAUCAUUAUAGAUAUUCUGACACCACUGACUCUGAUCCAGAGAAUGAACCUUUUGAUGAAGAUCAGCAUACACAAAUUACAAAAGUCUGAUUUUUUUUUUAUCAAGAGGGAUAAAACACCAUGAAAACAAACUUGAAUAAACUGAAAAUGGACCUUUUUUUUUAAUGGCAAUAGGACAUUGUGUCAGAUUACCAGUUAUAGGAACAAUUCUCUUUUCCUGACCAAUCUUGUUUUACCCUAUACAUCCACAGGGUUUUGACACUUGUUGUCCAGUUGAAAAAAGGUUGUGUAGCUGUGUCAUGUAUAUACCUUUUUGUGUCAAAAGGACAUUUAAAAUUCAAUUAGGAUAAAUAAAGAUGGCACUUUCCCAUUUUA
Molecule: messenger RNA, 2354 nt
Organism: Physeter macrocephalus (sperm whale)
Lineage: Eukaryota; Metazoa; Chordata; Mammalia; Artiodactyla; Physeteridae
Gene: PTEN
Product: phosphatase and tensin homolog
Exons: 9
Coding region: 858-2069 (403 amino acids)
Biological process (GO): cell motility; protein dephosphorylation; regulation of phosphatidylinositol 3-kinase/protein kinase B signal transduction
Cellular component (GO): cytosol; cell projection; nucleus
Molecular function (GO): protein tyrosine phosphatase activity; phosphatidylinositol-3,4,5-trisphosphate 3-phosphatase activity; phosphatidylinositol-3,4-bisphosphate 3-phosphatase activity
Source: RefSeq, a predicted model, not a curated record